AUUUAAAAGGUAAGUGCCGUUGACGCGGGAUGCAAACUUUGCUUUAAAUUCAUAUCUUUGUGUUCUAUUGCUCUGAAUUUUCGUUGUUCUGUAAUGUCAAGCAAUUCAUUGCAUUGAAAUAACAUUCAAGGGUUUUUCAGAACCCUACUAUGUAACCAGUUGAUUAAGUAAUGGCACUGCUUGAACGGAAAUUACCAAAUUGGGAUCGGUACACACACAGUCAUAAGAUUGACAUCGAUGUAAUCAGAGGAAGUUAUCCUGGCGAACUGAGCCCUCACCACAGACAUUGAAGGGAAAUACCAAACGGAAUUCAUCAAAGUGGAGGCAGCAGACAAGCGAAUUAUUCUGGACGAUUGCGCAAUUGAAAUGCGGUUUACAGCUUUUUCCACUGGGGAUUUUUGGAGCUAUUUGUCACUCCUAUUCGGUGAUGCCCAUGAGGAAAAAGUUGAAACCCCGCUUGUAACAGCAGCUGCUGCCCACUCUCGUUUAACUCGUUGGACAUCCCGCUCACGAUCUUAGCGCUCCAUAAGUUAACUGCUGGCCCGUUUCUCUUGGUUCAACAUCGUCCGACGAAGACGACAUCCAGCGAAAGACCAUUGGCCAGGCUGCGUCAUCAGACGGUGUUUUUUAUAAAUCCCAACAGAAAUUGCAACACUAGUGCGCGAUAUUUUAAUUAUUAAUUCGUAUCGUGGCGUUGAAGAAAUUUCAACAACGGAAAAUGGAGUCUCUAGCUGGCGAAGGUACACUGGGAGAUGAAAAGCAGCAAGUGAAUGAGGAAUUGUUGCUGAAGCAGAUUACAGAUCUCGUUAUCAACCAACGAUUGUUGUCUGGUAAGGCUAACGUAGAAGAUCGAGUAGUGAAUUUUAUUCAUCCCGAAGAACUUAAGGAGUUGGUGGAUCUCUCCCUAGGUGGCAGCGCUUUAAAUCACGUUCAAAUUUUGGAACUUUGUAAACAAGCUGUGGAAUACAGUGUCAAAACCAACCAUCCCAAGUUUCUGAAUCAGUUGUAUCAUGCAUGCGAUCCUGUUGGACUUGCAGGAGCCUGGCUGACUGAAGCUCUCAAUACCAACUUGCACACAUUUGAAGUAGCACCAUUUUUCCUGAUGGUCGAAUGUGCAGUCUUAGCACACCUAAGAGGUUUCAUUGGGUGGGAAGAUGGUGAUGGAAUAUUUGCCCCUGGAGGUAGCAUUUCAAAUAUGUAUGGGAUAGUUCUUGAUCGUUACAAGAAGUUCCCUGAAGUUAAAACAAAAGGAGUGGGCAGCAUAGGAGAAUUAGUGGCAUUUACUUCGGAAGAGAGUCAUUAUUCUUUGGCCAAAGCAGCUCAUUGGAUUGGCUUGGGAACUGACAAUCUUAUCAUUGUCGCCUCUGACAGUUCUGGAAAAAUGAUACCCGCUGAGUUGGAAAUUAAGAUUGUCAAAGCUCUGGAACAGAAGAAAAUUCCUUUUUUCAUCAACGCAACAGCUGGGACCACAGUUCUAGGAGCUUACGAUCCUUUAGAGCCUUUGGCGCUUGUAUGCAAAAAAUAUGACGUUUGGCUUCACGUCGAUGCUGCUUGGGGCGGAGGCGCACUAGUCUCUCAGAAAUACCGUUUCCUGAUGGACGGCAUCCAAUUGGCUGAUUCUGUGACUUGGAAUCUUCACAAAAUUCUCGGGGCCCCUUUACAAUGUUCAGCUUUCUUAACGAAACUCAAGGACAAGGAUAUUCUGAAUCGAUGCAACAGUGCCUCGGCCACCUGUCUGUUCCAGACAGAUAAAUUCUACGAUGUGCGCUACGAUAUUGGUGAUAAGAGCGUUCAGUGUGGCCGUAAGGUAGACGCUUUUAAACUAUGGUUAAUGUGGAAAGCUCGUGGCGAUCGAGGUCUGGAAGAAAUGGUUGAUAAUUCCUUUGAAUGCGCCGAGUAUUUCUCACGUCAAAUCGCUCAACGUUCAGAAUUUCGGCUAGUCCUUUCAGAACCUAAUUGCACGAACGUUUGCUUUUGGUACAUUCCACAUCAGUUGAGGAAUUGUCAGGAAUCUCCCGAAUGGUGGGAACAAAUUUCCAAGGUUGCUCCUGCAAUCAAGAAACGAAUGGUGGAGAAAGGAUCUCUCAUGAUUGGCUACCAGCCUUUGCCUCAUAAGAAUUUAGUCAACUUUUUCCGUUUAGUCAUCCCUUGUCAGCCACGUCCUACUCACGAAGAUAUGGAUUUCGUAAUCGACGAGAUUGAAAGAUUGGGAUGCGACUUGUAAAACCUCUCAACUAAAUCUUCCUUUGCUGGACAGUAUCUUUUUAAAAUUGAAAACAACAUCAAUAGAGUAAAAAUAUGUUAUCGAUGUUGCUAGACGGCAAAGUCCUUCUUUUCCUCUUGACUUUCAAGAGGGUUCUGGGGAUGGGGAUAUUAGGGCGGGUCUUCGGUCUACUUGGGAAUCGUGCAAAUUUUACUUUGAUCUUUUCUGUGGUGGGUUUUUCGUGGUUUGGAUUUAGGGAAGCAAUAAUUUAACUAAUUUUGCUUUGGAUAUAAUCUAGUUUUUGGUAAAACAAUAGAAAACAUUUUACUUGU
Messenger RNA from Daphnia pulicaria, 2535 nucleotides. RefSeq names its product cysteine sulfinic acid decarboxylase-like. The record is from RefSeq and is a predicted model, not a curated record. Gene Ontology annotation, cellular component: cytoplasm. The transcript has 13 exons. Gene Ontology annotation, biological process: carboxylic acid metabolic process. The coding region runs from base 719 to 2224 and encodes 501 amino acids. Gene Ontology annotation, molecular function: carboxy-lyase activity; pyridoxal phosphate binding. Lineage: Eukaryota; Metazoa; Arthropoda; Branchiopoda; Diplostraca; Daphniidae.